This is a messenger RNA of Mytilus californianus (California mussel), 1288 nucleotides long. RefSeq lists its product as uncharacterized. The transcript has 2 exons. The record is from RefSeq and is a predicted model, not a curated record. The coding region runs from base 131 to 1171 and encodes 346 amino acids. Lineage: Eukaryota; Metazoa; Mollusca; Bivalvia; Mytilida; Mytilidae.
AAGAAUCAAAGAAUACAACUUUAGUGAGGCUCAAUCAGGGAAAGACCUGUGUGACAGUAAAACAGGGUCCUCAAGGUUGCACAUAUACAGGUAUGCAAAUGAAGGACACAGUGUUCUAAAUGCAGGAGACAUGAAAAAAGCCCCUGAAAGCUAUGGAGGUGUUAAAGGAACAAAUGUUUGUGUUGUUUCUAUUGACCAGGCAUCUGAGCCUAAGAUUAAAAGUAAAAUUCCUGGGAUUAGUGUAUUGAACAAUUUUGCUUUCACUGAAAUUGGAAUUGUUGCAAGAAAGGCCUAUCAAGUUGGUUCUGGACAGCUUAUACAAACAUCAGGAAUAUCUGACCAAAACCUUUCUACAGAAAGGGUGUUUAAUCUGGAGGUCCAUGAACCUUUUACAGGUAUUCAAACAGCCGGGAAGGUUUCAUAUCCCAAAACAGCACAACACACAGCAAAUGAACCAUCAGCUAUUCCAGAAGAUGAAACCACCUAUGCAUCUGACAAUCAAAAUGUAAACUUUUUCUGUUGUCCUGAUAUUUCCUGUAAUAAAACUUUUGCUAGAGCAACAAAUCUGGAAAAGCAUAUUCUUGUCGGAAAUCAUUCAUAUAGAACAAACAAAUCUGGAUUAGAUACUGCAGUUGAAGUAUAUGCUUCUAUUUCUGAAUCUGUUCAGGAUACACAAAUAAAUUUGAUUCAAACCGUGAGUGCAGCUAAGCAGUCAAAUGCAACUAGUAAUAUGAUAAAUAAGGGAUGGGCUCUAAAAGGCAAAAGAACAAAUAUUCGCUUUUCACCAAAAGUUAAAUCCUAUUUAAAUGAGAUAUGUUUUAAUUGUGAGAAAACUGGGAAACGGCCAAAUUAUUUUGCUCUGUCAGAUGAACUCAGAAAAUCAUGUGAUGAAAACGGAGAAAGAUUGUUUAAGAUGGAGGAAUGGCUGAAUCCUACGCAAAUUAAAGGCUACUUUGCAACACUAGUGACUAAACUAAAAUCAGGAACUAUAAGUUCUAAUUCUAUAACUGAUAAUAGUGCUGUUGUUCAGUCCAUUGAAUUGAGAGAAAUUGAAGAAAAUGUGGAACAAGAUGAAAAACUGUAUGAAGCUGUUGCAAUUAUAGAUGCAAAUACAUAUAAUGAAAAUGUUGAAAAUUUUGUAGAUGAAGUAUACACGGCUGUUAACAUGUAGUGUCACAUAGGUUUUAACUUUAUCUGACCAAAAGCAAUAUAAAGUUAUCAUUAUAAUACAUGUCAAUUAUAAUACAGUACACAAGAAUUUGAAUGGGUAAAAUGUUAUUCAUCCACC